This is a messenger RNA of Williopsis jadinii, 1314 nucleotides long. RefSeq names its product mRNA splicing protein PRP45 (gene PRP45). Gene Ontology annotation, cellular component: spliceosomal complex. Gene Ontology annotation, biological process: mRNA splicing, via spliceosome. The coding region runs from base 1 to 1314 and encodes 437 amino acids. NCBI's taxonomy places the organism in Eukaryota, Fungi, Ascomycota, Saccharomycetes, Phaffomycetales, Wickerhamomycetaceae. The record is from RefSeq and is a predicted model, not a curated record. The transcript has a single exon.
AUGUUUUCUAUUGGACAAUACCUAUCCCAGGUGAAAGCCGGUAGUAGUCAAGAAAAAACUCCCACUUCAAAGAGCUUAGUUGUCACUAAAGCUGAAGAUGAUAUACAGGGUGACGAUAGUGGCACUGGAAGAGACUACUCAGUGCUCUUGAGGACCGGUGAGAAUGAUAACAGGAGGAUCCAAAGCUCUAUUGAAGACCUAAAGCCGUUGAGACAAAGACAAAAAAAUGUUUCCCUCCGUAUGCCUACAGCUGAAGAGAUUCAAGAGUGUACUGAAAGAACUAGAAGAGCGUUACAGUUGGUGUUGGAAUCACGGUCUAAGAAUCUCGUGCAGAAGAAGAAGGACAAGACCGAAGCAGAAUACAUAAGAUAUACUUCGUCAAAUGUCUUGAACGAUAGUGCGACGAGUUCAAGAAUCAUUAAAAUCGUUGAUAAGCAAGAGGAUCCUAUGGCUCCGCCAAAGUUCAAACAGAAGAAGCAUAUGGCUAGACCUUCUUCGCCUCCAGCACCUGUUCUACACGCACCAAUAAGGAAAGCAACUGCAGAGGAGCAGAAGGCAUGGUAUAUACCACCUGCUAUUUCAAAUUGGAAGAAUCCGAAUGGAUUUACCAUUGCAUUGGAUAAAAGAUUGGCAGUUGAUGGUAAGGAUCCGAGCAGGAAUGUUAAUAGUGAAGCCACUAUUAAUACCAACACCAUCAAUUUAGCAGAGGCUUUACACAAGGCAGAUCAGGAGGCCAGGGAGGAAAUCAGACUGAGAAACGCUUUGAAGAAACGAAUUGCAGAGAAGGAAACGAAGGAAAAGGAGGCCAAAUUGAGGGAAUUGGCACAAAGGAGUCGUGAAUCCAAGUCUAGAAGACAAGAUGAUAGAUACGAAGACGAUGCAGCCAGGGAAAGAGCAUUGGCAAGAGAAGAAAGAAUGCGUAAAGCUGAAAGAGAGAUUAAAAUGUCACGUAUGGGUAAAGAACAGAGGAACAGGGUCAUUGCCAAAUCACUCGGUGAUAGGGACAUCAGCGAAAGAACACAGUUGGGAUUAGCGAAGUCAUCAAAUACCAACAGUGCAGAGAUACAAUUCGAUCAGAGAUUAUUCACGAAUGCUACACAGGUGACGAAUAGCGAAGACCAACCAUACGAUAACCCAUUGUUUGUUCAACAGGCAGUUAACAGCAUCUACAAAGUUUCAGAUACAACACUGAAUGACCAUGAUAUAGAUGACGCUAAGAGUUCAGGACCUGUUGAAUUCGAGAAAUCUGAAGGCUUAGAAGUUGAUGAAGAUUCAUUAGAAUACGGGUUACAGUAUAAAAGGCCUAAACAUUAG